AGUUUGUCCUGCCGGAAAGCAGCUCGCCGCCACGGCAUUUUACGUUACCGGUGGUGACAGGCCCGGGGAACAUCCAACUUCCUCCCUUCAGCUAGGUGAGAGCCGACGUGAUGUUCGGUGCCGGAGACGAGGAUGACACCGACUUCCUCUCGCCAAGCGGCGGAGCCAAGCUGGCUUCUCUUUUUGGACUGGAUCAAGCAACCAUGGGCCAUGGAAAUGAAUUCUUCCAGUACACAGCCCCAAAGCAGCCUAAGAAAGGCCAGGGACUAGCAGCAACAGGAAAUCAGACAGCACCAAAACCAGCACCAGCUACUACAGGCACGUCCUCAGUGCUGUUUGCCACUGCAGUGCAUGCAUACCGCUACAUAAAUGGUCAAUAUGCAAAGCAGGGCAAAUUUGGAGCGGCUGUCCUGGGGAACCACACAACCAGAGAGUAUAGGAUUCUUCUUUACAUCAGUCAGCAGCAGCCAGUGACUGUUGCUACAAUUCAUCUGAACUUUGAACUAAUGGUUCGGCCCAAUAACUACAGCACCUUUUAUGAUGACCAGAGACAAAACUGGUCUAUCAUGUUUGAGUCAGAGAAGGCUGCUGUGGCAUUCAAUAAACAGGUGUGUGUGGCCAAGUGCAAUAGCAUUUCUUCCUUGGAUGCAGUGCUGUGUCAGGACCUGGUUGCAGCAGAAGGUCCUGCUGUGGAAACUGGAGAUUCUUUAGAAGUAGCUUAUACAGGCUGGCUCCUUCAGAAUCAUAUGCUGGGGCAGGUUUUUGAUUCUACUGCUAACAAAGACAAGCCACUUCGCCUGAAAUUAGGAUCAGGAAAAGUUGCCAAGGGCUUAGAGGACGGGCUACUAGGCAUGAAGAAAGGAGGAAAACGCUUAAUUGUCACUCCUUCAGCCUGUGCUGCUGGCUCUGAAGGAGUAAUAGGCUGGAUUCAGCCAACAGACUCCAUCCUGGUGUUUGAGGUAGAAGUUAGGCGGGUGAAGCUUGCCAGAGAUUCUGGCUCUGAUGGCCACAGUGUGAGCUCCCGGGAUUCUGCAGCUCCUUCCCCCAUCCCUGCUGCUGACAACCUCUCAGCUGAUCCUGUUGUGACACCACCCCUACCAUUGCCUCUCAAACCCGGGGAGUCGGCUCUUCGUUCUAAAUCUAACUCUCUCAGUGAGCAGCUCACUGUAAAUACAAGUCCUGAUACAGUCAAGGCCAAGCUGAUCUCUCGGAUGGCUAAAAUGGGCCAGCCCAUGCUGCCCAUCCUUCCACCACAGCUGGACUCCAAUGACUCAGAAACCGAAGAUGCAAGUGUUCUGCGAGGAGCUGGGCAGUCCCUUGUGACACCGUCUGUCCAGCCUUCUCUUCAGCCAGCUCAUCCGGUAUUGCCACAGAUGGCCUCACAGGCACCUCAGCCGACUGUUUCUGGGCUCCAGACACCCUCCGCUGCCUUGAUGCAAGCUGCAUCCCUUGAUUCUCACUCAGCUGUAUCUGGAAAUGCUCAGAACUUCCAGCCCUAUGCAGGUGUACAAGCCUACACGUUUCCCCAGACACCCUCAGUUACUUCCCAGCUGCAGCCUGUUCGGCCCUUGUACCCAGCACCACUGUCCCAGGCUCCUCACUUUCAAGGAUCAGGUGACAUGAUGUCCUUUCUCAUGACCGAAGCACGACAAUACAACACUGAAAUUCGAAUGGCAGUCAACAAAGUGGCUGAUAAAAUGGAUCAUCUCAUGACUAAGGUAGAGGAGUUACAGAAGCAUAGCUCUGGGAAUUCCAUGCUUCUUCCUAGCAUGUCAGUCACAAUGGAAACAAGCAUGAUUAUGAGCAACAUCCAGCGGAUCAUCCAGGAAAAUGAGAGACUGAAACAGGAGCUGCUUGAGAAAAGCAGUCGUAUAGAAGAGCAGAAUGACAAAAUUAGUGACCUCAUCGAACGAAAUCAGAGGUAUGUUGAGCAGAGUAACCUGAUGAUGGAGAAGAGGAACAACUCACUUCAAACAGCCACAGAAAACACACAGGCAAGAAUAUUGCAUGCUGAACAAGAGAAGGCCAAGGUGACAGAAGAGUUAGCAGCAGCCACUGCACAAGUCUCUCACCUGCAACUGAAAAUGACUGCUCACCAGAAGAAGGAGACAGAGCUGCAGCUGCAACUGACAGAAAAUUUGAAGGAGACAGAUCUUCUCAGGGGCCAAGUCACUAGACUCCAGGCCGACCUCUCAGAGCUUCGAGAAGCCUCUGAGCAAACACAGACCCAAUUCAGAAGUGAAAAGCAGAGCCGGAGGCAGCUGGAGCUCAAAGUAACCUCCCUGGAGGAAGAGCUGACUGACCUCCGAGCUGAGAAGGAGUCCCUUGAAAAGAACCUCUCAGAGAGGAAAAAGAAAUCAGCUCAGGAGCGCUGCCAGGCAGAGGAGGAGAUGGACGAGAUUCGCAAGUCGCACCAGGAGGAACUGGACAGACUUCGGCAGCUCUUGAAAAAGGCUCGAGUGUCCACAGACCAAGCAGCUGCAGAGCAGCUGUCUCUUGCACAGGCUGAGCUGCAGAGCCAGUGGGAAGCUAAGUGUGAGCAGCUUUUGGCCUCUGCAAAGGAUGAACACUUGCAGCAGUACCAAGAAGUAUGUGCACAGAGGGAUGCCCACCAGCAGAAGCUGUCUCACCUUCAGGAUGAGUGCUUAGCUCUCCAGGCCCAGAUCGCAGCCUUCACUGAGAAGAGUAAGUCCCAGGCACCUGCUGGCAGAGCUGCUGCUGACUCCUCAGAGAAGGUCAAGAAGAUCAUGAACCAGGUGUUCCAGUCACUGAGGGGAGAGUUUGAGCUGGAAGAAUCUUAUGAUGGCAGGACCAUUCUGAGGACCAUCAUGCAUACAAUCAAGAUGGUGACGCUUCAGCUAUUGAACCAUCAGGAGGAAGAGCAGGGAGAGUGCAGCAGUGAGGAGGAAGAGGAAAAGCCUCUGAGACCUUCCCUGGAGCAGCCAGGCCCUGCCACCCCUGGGAUGCCUCCAGCACCCCCAAGUGGGGAGACGCAGGAGGCUCCCAAGGUGCUGUCAGAACAGGUAGUAGGGGAAUCUACCCCACUGCCUCUACAGGCUCUUCCCAUGCCAGAGCAUGGUUCACAGACAAGGAAAGGGGAGCCCUCAGAAGCAGAGGUACCCUCAGGAAUCAAAAACAGUUCUCUCCCACCUGAGCCAGCUGGCAUCCCAGCCCACAGAGUCCUGGGGCCUCCGAGUUCAAUCCCACCUAAACCUCCAGGACCUGUAACUAUGGACUCUGAAUCUGAGGAGACACUUGCUGGUGGCCAGAAAACAGUGCAGCCCAGCAGCCUAUUGGGAGAAGAACAUGUCAGGGAAGUAGCCACAGAUGGCCUACAGCAAGGAAACUCCAGGAGAUUGUCAUUGACUCCAGACCCUGAGAAGGAAGAGCCACCAGUCUUAGACCCUGAAAGCCCAGAAGGAGGACCUCAGUCUCCUGAGCUCAAACAAGUUGAGGAUAUAAGUAGCUCUGGUCCCCGUGAGACAUUGUUGGACACAGAGCUUGCUUCAGCAGCUACAGGAGCAUCCGUCAGACACAGCCAGGGCUCCCAGCACCACAGUCUCUCUGGGGAUGAAGAGGACGAGCUGUUUAAAGGGGCAACUCUGAAGGUUCCGAGACCCACAGCCCAGCCUGAGGAAGAGGAGGAUGAAGAUGAGGUGGUAAGGAAAGCUCAGGCUCUGCCGAGUCCUCACACCACCACCUGGGGGCUCUUCCCUGCAGGCUCAGAGAUGAGAAAAGGAGUCUGUUGGUGGCUUAUUUCCUGGACUCUGUGUACAGGACCCUGUGGGAGUAAGCUUGGGGCUCAGAGUGGACAGCUCUGUAAGCAUGGUGGGGAUGGCCAGCUGCCACUGUACUCUUAAGAGGGCACUGUAAGCUCUAGGCUCUGGGGAGCCAUUCCCAUUUGGAGUGAGGGAAGGUGGGAAGGAUUCCAAAGAUCAGCUUGUUGGAUCUCCUCAUCUCUAGCCAAAGAGACAGGUCAGAAGGAUCAUUCAGGAACCCGCUCUUGGGGCCACUUGUUUCUAAGAAUGUUUGCUCACCUGGCCCACUUCCAAUCUGCUGUUGGUCCUAGGCAGUAGGUGGCUUCAGUGUUGACAGUGUAGCUUCAGCUUAGGGAACAGGAGAGCCAGGGACAACAAAGGAAGUUGCUGACAGAGCUGGGAUUGGAGCCCUGGCUUGCAUCUUACACUUGACCAUUUGGCUCUGUAAUGGGAAUUUCACUGUCAGGAAAUGUGUGUAGAGGAGACAAGAGCAUUAGACUCAGUCCAUCCCCAGGUCAAAAGUAUGACUGAAUAUGAACAAAGCCUAUUGCCCUUCUACGCCAUCCACCUGGAGUCCGUUCUGCUUUUCACCAGAAGGCAGUGACACCUGGAACCCAGCUCAGGUGAAUCAGAGCCCUUUCCUCUUGCCUGCCUUCAGAGAGGUGUACCAACGCCUCCAUUCGUCUGCCUUCCUAAGAACUAAGUUUGCAUCUGAGAAUACUAAGUACAAAUCCUGCAUAGAAAUAGAAGGAAAUACUGUCAGAUCUAUCAAGUUAAUAAUCUGUUUUUUGGGUACUCAGAAAAGUACAUCCUCAUUUAACCUUCUACUGAUAUGUCCUAUAGAACCGAGGGUUGAAGCUCAAGGAGACCAAAUAAUGUAACUCAGGUUAUAUGAUGAGUAAACACCAAUCGGACCCUUGGCCAGAACAAAACAGAAGCUGCAGCCCACAUUUCAUAGUCCUGCACGGGUGCUUUCCAAGAUUGCUUAGCCGAUGCCUGGAGAGAAAUGCAGGUCUGCUAAUAGGUGGACUAGAGGAUAAACUCAGUCUUCCCUGGCCUGGCUCCCUGCUUAGCAGAAGCUCACAGAGAAGAAAAUGCCUCCGAGAUUAGCCCAGUGUUAUCCUUAUCUGCAGUCACAGGCCCUGUUGUCACCCUAGCAAACCAGAGGAAAAGCCAGAGCUUGAAUCGUGAAGAGUAGAAGAGUCUCUUGCAUGGCUUCUUGUGUCAGUGAGCAUUGUUACUGGCACAAACGUCUGACACAGGAAGUACGUAAAGACAGGAAGUGCAUUUUGGCUCACAGUUUCACAGGUUUUAGUCCAAGAUGGGUUCACUCCAUUGCUAUUAGGCCUGUGGAAAGUUAUGUGUAGAGAAAAAUGCAGGAGAAAAGAAAGAAGUGAAAGACUGAGGGAGGAGGUCAGAGCUCCCCUCUACUCUGAGGACAACCUCUAAUCAUCUGAGACUUUACCACCAAAGCAAAGUUCCCACCACCUCCCAAUGCUACCAGGCUGAGGCCUUGAACCUUUAACACAGCAGCCUUUGGCUGGGACUCGGGCGUCCUAGCAUGCUUAGCCAUCUCACCCCACAUUAAAGAGAACAUGGGCCCUGCCUUUGCAGACUGUUUCUAAUCUCUUGGGAUAUUCCACUUGAGUUUGCCUCUACACACACAUCUUUAUGAGUUUGACUGGCCACCCCAGGCGACAGCUGGCUUUCAGCUAUAACUGUCAUCUUCCCUUAUUCUCUGGUCCCAGGCUGCUUUGCUUCUGUUUCUUUCUCUUAUCCCAUCUCUCCUCAGUGACCCUUUUUCACAUGAAAUGUGUAAGUUGGCAUAUCUGUCCAAUCAGUAUGCUUGUUUCACAAAUAAACUACGAAAUCAGCCAAGUAGAGU
Arvicanthis niloticus (Nile rat) is the source of this 5643-nucleotide messenger RNA. The record is from RefSeq and is a predicted model, not a curated record. NCBI's taxonomy places the organism in Eukaryota, Metazoa, Chordata, Mammalia, Rodentia, Muridae.